Perognathus longimembris pacificus (Pacific pocket mouse) is the source of this 4101-nucleotide messenger RNA. It is a transcript of the gene Rtl1, whose product is annotated as retrotransposon Gag like 1. The coding region runs from base 1 to 4101 and encodes 1366 amino acids. NCBI's taxonomy places the organism in Eukaryota, Metazoa, Chordata, Mammalia, Rodentia, Heteromyidae. The transcript has a single exon. The record is from RefSeq and is a predicted model, not a curated record.
AUGAUAGAACCCUCUGAAGACUCAUUUGAGACGAUGAUGGAGCUUAAGAAUCCAUCAUCAAAACAAAUGGAGUCCUCCGAGGGCUCAUCCAACAACACCACCGUGGAGACCCAGGGCAGUGGCGAGCAGGCGGAGGGGGCAGGGCCCGCUAGCAGCCCUGCCCAGGAAAGAGAGGAGCCACCCAGUGGCCCACUCCAGGAAAUGGAAGAGCCGCCUAUUGAUCUACUCCAAGACAUGGAGGAGCCAUCCAGUGGCCCACAUAGGGAAACAGAGGAUCCACCCAAUGACCUACUCCAAGACCUGGAGGAGUCAUGCAACGGUGAUUCUCACCAGGCGCUGGAGGACCCGCUCUCGGAAGAAUCUGAGGAAACGGAAGAAGGAGCGGUUAGCCCUCUGGAGUCCCAGGAAGAGCAAGAAGACACCACUGACCUGAAGGACUCGGAGGAGGAGGAGGAGGACAGCCCCGAGGAAGAGAGCCCGAUGGAGGCGUCUCCCGAAGAAGUGCUGGCCAUGAUGAGGUCCAUCAUCUCGCUCUUCUUCCGCAUCCACGACCUCAACGAACAGCAGAGGGUGGCAGAAGAGAUCUUAGCAAGAGGGAUCAACGCCGGCCAGCUGCCCACCCCGAGGAGCUUCUCGGGCGACCGCCGAGAGUACCGCGAGUUCAUUGUGCUCUGCCAACUGAUCCUACAAACCUACCCGAGAAUGUUCUACAGCGACCACCUGCGAGUGAGAUACGUCAUCUCCCACCUCUCUGGGCUAGCCUUGGAAUGGGCUGAAGCCCUGAUACAGCAAAACAGCCCCGUGCUGGAAGACUUCCCAGCCUUCCUGGAGGCCAUGUCGCAGGUGUUCGAGUACCGGCACGCUCUGCGCGUGGCAGAAGACGCCAUGUUCAACAUCAGGCAGGGCAAUCGCUGCGCCACCGACUACAUCAACGAGUUCCAGAGCCUGGUACCCACCUUGCGCUGGCCGGACGAAGUGCUGCAGGCCCAUCUGUGCCAGGGGCUCAACGAGGACAUCCGCCAUUACCUCUUCCGGGUCCCUCAGCCGGAUUCCCUGGACAGCCUGGUGGUGCUCAUCCUGCAAAUAGAAGACAAGCUGGCGGAGAGAAGGGCCAUGCUGCGGCUGCCCCCCGAGGCCCGCCCGCGGAACCUGACCUGGAUCGACUCACCUGCCCCCGAGAGGUGGUCCGUCAGCAGCUGGCUGCCCACCGACUUCCACCCCGGCCUCCACCGCGCCCACCUCUUCCUGCUGCUCCUGGUGCGGGUGACCCCUUACCACAGCGUGGCGGUCCAGGCCCUGGUGGACUCCGGGGCGGAAGGCAACUUCAUGGAUGAGAAGUUUGCCCAAGAACACUACAUCGAGCUGUACGAGAAGCCCUACCCGCAGAUGGUCCAGACCGUGGACGGCUCCCUGAUCGGCAACGCGCCCAUCUGGCUCUACACCGAACGCCUGGUGUGCCUUCACCAGAACCACCAGGAGUCCAUCGAGUUCGACAUCGUACCUUCGCCCAACUUCUCCGUGGUCCUAGGCAUCAACUGGCUGCGCCUCCACGCCCCCGAGGUGGACUGGGCGCGAGGCCGCUGCACCUUCCACUCUCCCUACUGCCUGAAACACUGCUUCCGCCCGGCCCCGCCAUGCAUCGCCCUGGAGAAGCACCACAUCAGCCUGCUCCCCGGACUGCCGCACCCCUACUCAGACCUGGCCGACGUGUUUAACCCGAAGGAAGCAGAUGAUGAGACUUCCGACCAGCCAAGCUCAGACGGAUCCGAUGAUCUUUCUGAAUCAGAGCCCUCUGAGCUUCAGCAGGCUGGAGACAGUGAUCGUGCCGACGUCUUCUUCGAGUGCCGCUCCUCCGCACCCUGGGUGCCUAUAGGUCUCAGGGUGCAAGAAGAAGCCAGGCAGCAAGCUGAUUUCUGGAGGCUACAGAGCAUGCUGAGCGACACACAGGACUAUGUACAGAUCAUUCCGGAACUGUUUGACCAGUUACACGGAGCGACGUGGUUCACAAAGCUAGAGCUGCGGGGGAACGUCGUGGAGGAGAGCCUGAGCAUUCGGGGCACGGAGGAGGUAUGGAAAGCGGCGUUCGGCCUGCAGCCCCAGGACAUGAAGAGCUACCAGCCCUUCCGGAUCUCACCCAACCCUUGCAUCCCCCAGCGCGUGAUUCACUUCAUCCUCCAGGACAUGCUAGGCCUGUGCGUCCUCUCCUACGGCCCGGAGGUCCUGGUCUACUCUAUGAGCCAGGAGGAACACUUCCAGCACGUCCGCCAAGUCCUCGUCCGCUUCCGCUACCACCACAUCUACUGCUCGCUGAACAAGAGCCAGUUCCACCGGCACUCGGCCGAGAUCCUCGGCUUCACCUUGUGCCCCAAGGGGGUGAAACUCAACAAGACCGUCAUGGACAUCAUCACGGACUACCCCAUCCCCGCCUCCAUGACCUCCCUGAGUCUCCUGAUGCAACACAUGUACCCCUACCGGCACUUCGUGGAGCACUUUGUCAUCAUCGCCGAGCCCCUCAUCCGGAAGCUGCUGCGCAACGCGCGCUUCACCUGGGGGGAGGAAGACCAGGAGGCCUUCGAGGGGCUCAAGAGGGCUUUCCGCAAGGCGCCCCGGCUCUACUACCCCAGGCCUCAGAACCCCUUCUACUUGGAAACGGGCGUCACGCGGGACGCCCUGUACGCCUCCUUGAUUCAAGUCGACGAGCAGACGGGCAGGAAGAUCACCUGCGCGUUCUACUCCCGCAACCUCUCCCCGCUGGAGGUGGAGUACCCUCCCGUUGAGAUGAAGAUCCUUUCGAUCAGGGCUGCCUUCAUGGUGUGGUGCCGCUACCUGGAGAACACCGAGGAGCCUAUCAUGAUCCUUCUCAACACCGAGGAUCUGGCCUCUCUGAAUAAUGACAGGCUCACCGUACUUCUCCCCGGCCACUGGGUCUUCUUCUUCUCCCACUUCCGCUUCGACGUGGCGGAGAUGCCGGAGGAUGACGGCAGCCCGUCCCUCACGGGGAGGAGCCGCGGCUGGAGAGCUCUGGGCGGCGGCCGCUCGCUGAGGCCGCUGUUGCUCCUGGCCAUGAGGAGCUCGCUUCGGAAUCGCUCCUCCGAUUCCGAGUCGGACAGUGACGAGGACUCAGAAGAGGAUCUGCUCAACCAGCAGACCCUCAUCCAAGAGCUCUUGUCUAUGAUACCGAUUGACCAGAUCCUCAACAGCUUCCUCGCCCACUUCAGCAUGGCCCAGAUCCGGGCCGUCAUCCUCCAUUUCUUCCGCGGCCUGCUCUACUGGAAGAACCUCGUCGCCCUAUCGGCCCUGCUGGUGCUGCUCCGGGUGAGGCGGCAGCUCUCCCUGCCGCCGGCGCGCGCCAUGGAGGCGGCGUGGCCCCCGCCGCGGCCCUCGCUGCGGCUCAUCCUGGACUCCUCCCUCGUGGCGGGGAGCGGCAUGGCCUCCGCCAUCGCGCAGCUGCUGGGUCAGAUGCCCCCUCUGGUGGGCGCCAACACCGUCCCCGCUCAGGAGCUGGCGGAGCUCUUCCUGGGCCCCGGGCGCUGGCAGCGGAAUGCCCUGCACAGCCAGGUCCCCCGAGGACUCUGGUUCACCCCUGGCUUCUGGCUGACGCUGUGCGCGUGCUUUGGGGUGAGGGUCACCCCCCUGGCGGGCGACCGCCCCAUCCCGCUCCGGAGCCGCCCCUUGGAGCUGCGCGUGGUCGGCGACGAGGAUGUCGUCUUGCGAGAGGCCCUGCAAGACGACCUGCAAAGUUACCGACAGUGUGGCCUGCAUGACGGCCUGCAAGACACCUCGCAGGACGAACAGCAGGUCAGCGACGAGGAGGAGCGGGAGUCCCCGCCCCCCGAGGGCGCGGCCGGCGCCCCGCCCCUCCGCCCGCGCAGCCUCAUGGACCCCGAGGUCCUGGACUUCCUCAGUAACCGCCUGCUCUACGUCCGGGGCGCCGACGGCCGGCUCCACCUGCUCGACCGGGAGCAGGUGGCCCGGGCCCUGACCCGGUUCCUCACCAUGGUCUACACCGGGACCCUGCCCGCGCCGGCCUCGGGGGCCGCUCCCAGGGAAGGGGCGAGGCUGGAGGAACUGCCCCACGACGGGGACGAGGACCUGGACUGA